Mycotypha africana is the source of this 1107-nucleotide messenger RNA. RefSeq lists its product as uncharacterized. The coding region runs from base 1 to 1107 and encodes 368 amino acids. NCBI's taxonomy places the organism in Eukaryota, Fungi, Mucoromycota, Mucoromycetes, Mucorales, Mycotyphaceae. The record is from RefSeq and is a predicted model, not a curated record. The transcript has 3 exons.
AUGAAUUUAAAAGGCGAAUCAGAAUCCGAUAAAGAUCUGAUCAUUUAUUCUCUCAAUGAAUCACUUCAAAUCUAUAAAGACACAGUGGAGCGUAUUCAGGGCGAAAAGGAUGAUCUUGAAUUUCAAUACGAGCAAACGAAACGAGAAGAAGCACAGAAGAUGGAGCAGGAAAAGACGACGCUGACACAACUGAAAGCUUCUACGGAGGAAAAGCGGGCCACGUUGGAAUCCGUGUAUCAACAUUUGAUGAAAGAAUUGGCGGCGAAAAAUCUGGACUACCAGAGAAUGGAGAGCCGAUUCCAUUCUCACAAAAAUAAAGGCGCACAACGAUCAUCAGUGGAUGAAGAGCAAGAUGAUGUGGAUGGAGGCAAACAGAUGAGUAUUCAGGAACAGAUCUUGACCUUGUUAAAGCAGGUGGAAGAACUUUGUCAACCAUUAGCAGCAGCAUCAGCAGCAGCCAAUAGCAAUGAUAAAGGCAGCAGCAAGUCAAAGAACAGUCAUCCAAUGGACGGUAUCUAUUUGGAUAAGAGGAUGAUUCCACCAUUAGCUGAGAGACUUAUGAUGCAGAUCUUGAUGGAUAAAAUUCUAUUCACGUCCAUUUACCCUGGCGUGUCAAUGAAUAAAGCAUUCGGAACAAUUCAUAAAUGGGUGGACAAAAGAAAUUACACGUGGGCGGCUCGAUUAAGACAGCAGAUCAGUGUAUUCAUUGUCAAACAGUCUACAGAAGAAAAGGAAUCCAUCGAUAAAGCCAUUGAAUCUAUCUUGGAAGCAGGCUAUGACCAAUUAUGCACGUUAUACAAUCGACUGAAACGAAAAUGGUCAGAAAUAGUUCGACGCGCUUUGAAACUAACGCUGGCCAUUAAAGAACAGGAUGACCCAAUUAUACUCAUCCAUCCUGUAGAUGAGGGAGCUAUAUACGAUGAAAAUACAAUGAAAGCUGUAAACAUCAAAGAGAAGAAUGAGACUGAGGGGGAAGAUGGCAGCGAAGGAAUGGCAUCCGUCGCUUUUAUGAUUACACCCAUAUUUAUGACAUCACCUUACUGUGAAGAUCCUGAGAAGGUCUUUGUGGUUCCAGCCAAAGUUUAUUGCGAUACUACUACACACUAA